Solanum dulcamara is the source of this 867-nucleotide messenger RNA. RefSeq lists its product as uncharacterized. The record is from RefSeq and is a predicted model, not a curated record. The transcript is spliced from 2 exons. Lineage: Eukaryota; Viridiplantae; Streptophyta; Magnoliopsida; Solanales; Solanaceae.
AUGUUACAAGAAUAUGGUGUGCGGCUCACAUAUAUACAAUCUUGGAGAGCUAAAGAAAAAGCUCUUGAAUUAGUCCGAGGUGAUCCAACUCAAUCAUAUGCAAAGUUGCCAAGUUACUUUCACAUACUAGAGGCAACUUACCCUGGUUCUUAUAUAAGAUUGCACAAAUCAGAAGAUGACCAUUUCCUAUAUGCAUUUGUAGCUCUGUUUACAUCGAUAAAAGGAUGGGAGUAUUAUAGACCAAUUGUAGUUGUUGAUGAAACUUUUCUAAAAGGAGCAUACAAAGGGACAAUGCUAACAGCUAAUACCUUAGAUGCAGCAGAGGCAUUUGGUCAAAGAUCAGAGAUAUGUAUCAUUUCGGAUAGGCAUGCAAGCAUUAUUAAGGCAACUUCAACUGUCUAUGAUGAAAUACCCCAUUUUGCGUGUAUAUGACAUUUAUUGUAAAACAUAAUGAAAAACUUCAGAAAGAGUCAGCAAAAGGUAACAAAAUUGUUCUACUCUAUGGUAAAAAUAUACACCACGGUAGAGUUUAAUCAACAUAUGACAAUUAUUGAGAAGAUAGACAAGAGGAUUAAAGACUACUUGCUGAACAUUGGAUACAACAAAUGGUCACGUGUUCAUGCUCAGGUAAAUAGGACUUGGAUGAUGACAUCAAACAUUGCAGAAUCAGUCAAUUCAAGAACAAGACAUGCCAAAGUUCUUACAGUCUUGCACCUCCUAGAAUUCAUAAGACAACUUGUUCAAAAAUGGAAUAACAAUAACAGGUCAAAGGCAAUAUUUUUAGGAUUUUACCUUGGAAAAAAGUAUGAAAAAAUUAUACAACGCAACAAAACUGCAUCAGAGAAAUUAAGAGUAUGGUAUCUGUAA